Molecule: messenger RNA, 1237 nt
Organism: Moneuplotes crassus
Lineage: Eukaryota; Ciliophora; Spirotrichea; Euplotida; Euplotidae
Source: the annotation of a GenBank genome assembly
AUGAGUCAGAAUGAAGACAAAAUCGUCACAGGCGAGUCUGAAAUCAGGCUUAGCAUGUUCGACGAUGAUGAUAGAAUGUCAUACGACGAGUACCAAAGGGAAAUUAGGCCCAAUACUACUGAAAAUAUUGAACAAACCCAACAACAGGAGGAGGAUUGCGAUUGUGACUGUGGGUCAGAAUUUAUGGAGGACAUGCCCACAAACGAGACUUACUCAACCUCUGAUGGAAAUGAGAACAAUGAUGAACAAGCUAUCAAGUUUUUGACCGAAACUGGUAUGCUCGCUAAGUUUGAUGCCAGAGCAUACUUCGAUCUUAACUGAAGAGGAGAUGACAGUAACCUUGGUGACAUCGAUAUUGAAAGUCUUGACAAAAUUUCUGAGUACAAACUGAGAGAAGAUGGAUUUGACAAUUUCAGAAUUUUUGAAGAUCCUUUUGAAGAUGAAAGUUUUAAUCCAGCUGAUACUUUGCAAGAACAGCUCAAGAAGGAUCCUCUUCCAGAGAUUUGACUCCCUAAUGUUGAAAUUGAUCAAGCUCUUUGAAUUUUAUCUGAAUGUGAUAUUGUCAAGUCUGAAACCUAUUCAAAAAUGGAUAAAACCACUUGCAAAAUGUCAACUAUAGUUACAAACGAAGAAUCUGCUAAUAAGGCAGAAAAUAAAGAAGCAAAAGCUUCAAAGAAGAAGCUAACUGAGUUUGGAUACCUCCUCCAAAGAAAGGGCUUCAGGCUUAUGAGAAAAUACUACAAAGAAAAAUUUGAGGACUUCGCCAAGAGCUUCAACUACAAGAAAAGAGUCAAGAAAAUGUCACCUAAUGAGCUCAAUCAUAUCAUGUCAGAAUAUGCUCAAAAAGAGUUCUCCAGCAUUCUUCCUGUAAUUAAUGCAGAGGAAUUCGAAAAUCUAGUGGCAGUCUUGAAGUGAGUGGCUCUAUCCGACAGAUCCAAUAAGAAGGAGCCAAUGAUCCAAGGAAUCGAUUUCAACCCUUUUAAGGAUCUACUCGCAAAGUACACUCAAAAGAAAAUGAAGGUUUUCUUGAAGAAUUCCUCCAAUAGUUACUUAUAUACUCAUUUCUACCUGAUCAAUGGCAAGAGUGCUUGCUAUGAACAGGAGGAUGUUGACCAGGAGAACUUUAAUACCCAAAUGAAAAAGUUACUCGUGGAAUCAUCCAAUAACCUUUCGACUAGCAUCGGUCCGAUCUAUUCAGAAUUGCUUCAGAGCCACAAAGGCAUCUUUUAAAAAAUUA